AUGGCACCGAGCAAGCUCCGCAAGGCGCUGGGAGCGGUCAAGGACAAGACCAGCAUCGGUCUGGCCAAGGUGGGCGGCGGCAGCGGUUUCGCGUCGCCGGAGCUCGAAGUGGCCAUCGUCAAGGCCACCAAGCACGAUGAGAACUUCCCCGCCGACGAGCGCCACAUCCGCGAGAUCGUCUCGCUCACGCGCGACUCCCGCGGGUCCGCCAGCGCCUGCGUGGCCGCGCUGUCGCGCCGUCUCGGGCGCACCCGGAGUUGGGACGUGGCGCUCAAGACGCUGGUGAUCGUGCACCGCCUCCUCGCCGAAGGCGAUCCGGUGUUCGAGCAGGAGCUAUUCUACGCCACGCGGCGGGGCACGCGCAUGCUCAACAUGUCCGACUUCUGCGGCCGCGCUAGCGACGACGACGCGUGGGACUACUCCGCGUUCGUCCGCACCUACGCCGCUUACCUCGACGACCGCCUCGAGCACCGGAUACAGGCCAGGCAGGGCGGCCCCAACCGCUGCAAGCUGCUCCGCGACGAGCUCUACAUGUCCCCCGGAGACCGCCUCAGCCGCGAGGGUGUUGACGGGAGUAAACGGGAGGAUGCGGCGGCGGACGCCGACGCCGCCAAGGCGGGGGCGAUCGCGCCGAGGGAGACGCCGACGAGCGAGAUGACGCUGGAGCAGCUCCUCGCCAAGGUCCAGCAACUGCAGCAUCUCCUCGACCGAUUCAUCGCCUGCCGACCCGCAGGUGAGUCCAUCCGCGCGGCGAAGACGAACCGGGUGGUGUCGGUGUCUCUGUACCCGCUGGUGAAGGAGAGCGUGCAGCUGUACUGCGAGCUCACGGAGGUCAUGGCCGCGCUCAUGGAGCGGUUCCCGGACAUGGAGAGCGCGGACUGCGAGCGCGUGACCGGAGUCUUCUGCGGCCUCGCCAAGCAGAUCGAGGAUCUCGACUCUUUCUACGCGUGGUGCAAGGACGCCUACGUCUGCCGCCAGUCCGACGUGCCGGAGGUGGAGGUCAUCACGCAGGAGAGGCUAGAGCUCAUGGACGAGUUCAUCUGCGACAGGCGCGGCGCCGAGUAUCUGCGGAGGCUGCCGCCGCCGUCGCCGGAGCCGUCCAGCCCGGAGCCAGAGGUCGAGGAGUACGACAUGAGCGCCGCCAGGGCCCUUCCGGCGCCCGCGGAGCCGCCGGCUGCCGUGGAGAAGGAGCCCGAUGCCAGCGAAACGGCGCAUGCUGAGCCGGAGGCUCCGCUGAUCACAACCGACGUGGUCGACGAGGAGGCGGACUUCUUGAACUUGAAGGCGGACGCCAUGUCCGGGGAAGAGCACGGGCGGCAGCUGGCGCUGGCCCUGUUCGACGGCAACCCGGCCGGAUCGGCGCCGACAUGCGACGUGUUCGACCCGUCAUCGGCGGACUGGGAGACGGCAUUGGUCGAGUCGGCGAGCGCGCUCGCGAACCAGCGCGCGAUGCUAGGGGGCGGGCUCGACAUGAUGGCCCUCGAAGGCAUGUACAACCACGCAACGGCGGCGAACGCGCAGGCGUUCUCCGGCAGCGCGAGCAGCGUGGCCUUGCGGCCGCCCGGAGCGCCCAUGCUGGCCCUGCCUGCGCCGCCGGGGAUGUGCAGCGCCGCGCCAGGUGGGGACCCCUUCGCGGCGUCGAUAGUGGUGCCGCCGCCGACGUACGUGCAGAUGUCCGACAUGCAGACGAAGCAGCAGCUUCUGACGGAGGAGCAGAUGGCGUGGCAACAAUAUGGCAAGAAUGGCAUGCAAGGGCAGGGGGGCCUGGCAAUGCGAGAGCAGAGACCGCAGCAGCUCAUGCCUCCUGGCGUUUACCAUCGUGCUUCUUAG
This is a messenger RNA of Triticum turgidum subsp. durum (durum wheat), 1830 nucleotides long. NCBI's taxonomy places the organism in Eukaryota, Viridiplantae, Streptophyta, Magnoliopsida, Poales, Poaceae. The record is from the annotation of a GenBank genome assembly.